Molecule: messenger RNA, 888 nt
Organism: Vigna unguiculata (cowpea)
Lineage: Eukaryota; Viridiplantae; Streptophyta; Magnoliopsida; Fabales; Fabaceae
Product: ethylene-responsive transcription factor RAP2-3-like
Biological process (GO): regulation of DNA-templated transcription; ethylene-activated signaling pathway
Molecular function (GO): DNA-binding transcription factor activity; DNA binding
Source: RefSeq, a predicted model, not a curated record
CUUGUGUCCACUUGCGUGUGAUGUUACUGUAUUCUUCUUCCUCCCAUUUCUAUAAAUUGAUGCUCCUUCUCCUCACAUUCUAUUCAUUUUUCUCACACUCUCUCUGAAAUCAAAAUGUGUGGUGGUUCUAUCAUUUCUGAUUUCAUAGACGUGGAUAUCAAGAAUGCUCCACAAUCCACCACCCAACACCUCUUCUCUCACCUCCACACUUUCCACGCCACCUCUUCUUCCACACUCCAACCAUCUCACCACACACACAACAAAGUGGAGGACCCAUGUGAGAAGGUGAAGAACAAAAGAGCCGUUGCAGAGAAGGGUGAGGCGCGAGUACGGAAGACCGCCUACAGAGGAAUCAGGCGAAGGCCGUGGGGCAAGUGGGCUGCGGAAAUAAGGGACCCACGCAAGGGUGUGCGCGUGUGGCUCGGUACCUUCGCCACUGCCGAAGAAGCCGCACGCGCCUACGACGACGCCGCCAUGCGCAUCCGCGGAGACAAGGCCAAGCUCAAUUUCCCCCGCCACCACCAUCACCAGCACCACUCAUCCAACAACAACAACCCAUGCCUCAGCCCCGAGUUGACUCAGCCCUGUUAUCAACCCACUUUUAAUAACCUCGACCAGGACCCUGAACUCGCGCACCAUAUUUCCAACCUGGAAUCGUUUCUCGGUUUGGAGCACGAACAGGUUCCGAUGCAGGCGCUACCACUUCCUGAGUGGGACCCGCUCCACGACGUCGUUUUGUCCAACCACCACCUCUUCUGAAACCUUGUUACUGUUAAAUUUAAUCUUACAUGCUUUUCUUUGUGUCCCUAACUGAAUUCCCUCUUCUGUUUCACUUCUAUGUAUACAACUUUUCAUACUCUUUGUUUUCUCCUUUUCAUCAUCCUUUAA